AUGAAAUUCAACUCUGUCAGAGCGGAGAUUGUGGAGCAUCUUCAGCCACAGUACAAUCGCAUUGUUGAUGCUUCGCGUGUGUUGGUAGCCUCCAUAGAAAAGGAGAAAGGCAGCGGCCGGGCUCUUGAUCCAGAGCCACCAAGAGGGUUCUUUCGAACAUUCGAGGCUGCUAGACUGGUGAUCUUACUCGAGAAAUGUGCCGUAGCCCUCAGACGUGAUCAGGACGCGAUUACUGAAAUUGCAUUUCGAAUUGACAGAAGAAAAUUAAAGAGUUUUCCCAGAGGAAUGAUGCUUCGAAGAAGAGAAAGAGCCUUUGAGCUUGAGAGAUCCGACUUGUUUAUAGAUGCAUUCAAAGAUUUAUUAUAUGAUCUAGAGGCUCAAUUUUCUGAAAUCAAGCAGACCUGGAGAGAUUUGUUCAAAAGCGAUACACAUGGAAAUACGAUGUGUCGUACAGAGUAUGAUAGCGAUGGGGGUAGUUUGGAUGGUAUGAUCGAUUUGACGGUCCAAUAA
Botrytis fragariae is the source of this 510-nucleotide messenger RNA. RefSeq lists its product as uncharacterized. The coding region runs from base 1 to 510 and encodes 169 amino acids. NCBI's taxonomy places the organism in Eukaryota, Fungi, Ascomycota, Leotiomycetes, Helotiales, Sclerotiniaceae. The transcript is spliced from 2 exons. The record is from RefSeq and is a predicted model, not a curated record.